UCCGAGAGGCUAUACUUAUACUGUCGUUUUGAAAUUUACCAGACAGUCUUUAAGAAGUUCUUCUAUAGUUUAGAUCGAUAUUGUCAAUGCAUUGCUUGAUAUGAAGCUAUUAUUAUUAGUGAUUUGUUUAUUAAUUGAAAUCAAUUAUUCUUUAAGUGUGCUGGAAUCUUUUGUAAAGCGAGCCAAGCAAAGUGAAUUUUUUGCUAAAUUAAUUAAUCAAAAGCACACAGCCAUUGUUGAAAAACAGCGAUACUUCGAUCACUAUGAUUUCAUAAUAGUCGGUUCUGGUCCGGGUGGUUGCGUACUUGCUAAUCGCUUGACAGAGAACAAGAAAUGGAAUGUAUUAUUAAUAGAAGCGGGAAAAGUCGAGACAGCACUGCAAGAUGUUCCAGUUCUAGCUGCAUAUAUGCAGUCAACAGCAUUUAAUUGGGGUUUCGUUUCUGAGCCUCAGGCCGGCUCUUGUUUCGGUAUGGAUGAAAAUAGAUGUGGAUUUCCAAGAGGAAAGGCUCUAGGUGGAACAAGUGUUAUAAAUUACAUGAUUUAUAAUCGUGGAAAUAAAAAUGACUUUGAUCGAUGGGCAGCUGCCGGAAAUUAUGGAUGGUCAUGGAAUGAAGUUCUUCCGUAUUUCCUUAAAUCAGAACGAUCAACAUUGGAAGGAUUUGAAAAUUCCCCAUAUCAUAACAGACAUGGAGAAAUGAGUGUUGAAUAUAACAGACAUCGGACGCUGUAUUCUAAACUAUUCGUAAAAGCCAGCAAUCACUUAGGAUUACGAGAAGUUGAUUAUAAUUCCGGUCAACAACUUGGUGUAUCAUUUUUGCAAGCAAACACUUUGAAUGGCCGCAGACAUUCAGCAUUCAAAGCAUUUAUCGAGCCAAUUUUAAACCGUCCUAACCUUCACGUUAUGAUAAAUACUCGUGCAACAAAAGUCCUUAUCGAUCCGUCAACAAAAAUUGCGUAUGGUGUUGAAUUGUUAAGAAAUCGUAAGCGAUACCGUAUUUUAGCUAGAAAGGAAGUGAUAUUAUCAGCUGGGACUUUUAUGUCACCACAAAUUUUGAUGUUAUCAGGAAUUGGAAUGAAAAGUGAUCUGAAUAGAAUAGGAGUUCCAGUCAUUCAAGAGCUACCUGUUGGUAAAAUAAUGUAUGAUCAUACAACUCACAUAGGAGUUGUUUUUGUUGCUAAUACGACAGGAGAAUCCCUUAACUCAGACAGAGCUAUUCAGCCUAAUAAUGUCGUUAAAUUUCUUCAUGGUCAAGGAAUUCUGACUGUUCCCGGUGGUGUUGAGGCAUUGGGCUUUAUAAAAACAAAUAUUAACAAUUUUCGAGGUGAAACUGUUCCGGAUGUUGAAUUAAUAUUUUUGGCGGGUGGAUAUUUUUCAGAUGAAGGAACUGGCGUUAGGAGAGGAAUUAGAAUUACUGAUAAAAUUUAUAAUAGUGUAUAUAAAAGACUCGAAGAUAGAUCUAUAGAUGCAUUUACUGUUGCCCAAAUGCUAUUCCAUCCAAAAUCUGUUGGAUACUUAGAACUUAAAAGUUCUAAUCCCUUCCAUUGGCCAAAAUUUUAUCAUAAUUUCUUCAAGAACGCCGACGAUGUUGAGACAAUGUUAGAAGGCAUUAAAGCUACUCUAAAAUUAGUAAAUACGCCUCAAUUCAAAAGCAUAGGAGCUCGUGUCUAUUCUGUUCCACUACCAAAUUGCGCUCAUAUACAUUUUGGAACAGACGACUACUGGAGGUGCUCAAUUCGCACACUAUCGUCUUGAUUACAUCAUCAAACAUCGACGUGCAAAAUGGGCCCAAUUACUGAUCACACAGCAGUCGUGUCACCCGAAUUAAAAGUACACGGUUUUAAAAAUUUAAGAGUCGUUGAUACAAGCAUUAUUCCAGAAGCUCCAACUGCCCAUACUAAUGCCAUGUCUGUUAUGAUAGGUGAGAAAUGUGCAGACAUGAUAAAAAGGCAAUGGUCAUAAAAUUUUUAUUCAAUAAUUAUUUUAUAUUUUGCUUGAUAAAUGAAUAAAUUGAAU
Chironomus riparius is the source of this 2014-nucleotide messenger RNA. Lineage: Eukaryota; Metazoa; Arthropoda; Insecta; Diptera; Chironomidae. The record is from the annotation of a GenBank genome assembly.